AAGAAAUCGUUUUAAAUAAGUUUCUGCCUGAGUUUAGUUGCCGCUAAAUAUUGACUAAUUCGCUGCUGUUUGAUAUGCGUGCAAUCACUUAUUCUAUAGCAUAUCCAGGUUAUUUUCUAUUCACAAUCAAGUACAUUUUUUAUUAAUAGUUUUAUAUAGCAUAAUGUUUUUUGUUUCAGUAGGUUACUACUCGCUCGUGAUACUGCCGCUCGCGUAAUCUGUGUCCAUGGGAGUUUUACAAAAACACUUGUUGAAAUUCAAGCGUACAAAUUAGCAAUAUCAACUGGAAAUGGGCUGUUGUUGCCUAAGGGAAUUUGAUAAAUCAUGAUUAAUUACUCCAAUGGACUCUGAUAACGUUUUGCAUAUGAUUUAUGUGCGUCUUAAUCUCUCUCGGUGUGUGUGUGUGUGGCUGGCUAUAGUUCUCCAAAACAUGCCAAACUCGACACUCCAUAACAUGUUUAGGUUAGUUUCCUACUGUAGGCUAACUCAAAUUCGCCAAGACAGUGUCAUUUAAAAAAUAAUGUAUGAAAAUGAUUUGCCAACAUAUUUUUCCCUAUAUCUAUUAAUGGAUUUCAUGAAUUUAUCUUAACUGCAUAUCCUUUUACUUCACAUCGAUGAUAUUUUAGACCAAUAAUAAUUGUAUGAGCUAGGCUACUGUUUACUGGAUAUAUCAAAUGUAAUUCUUACUGCCUAUUCAUAAGGUAUAUUUCUAUAUUUCUGCAAUAGCAUAGACAUUGUCCAUCCCUCCCGGCGCAUUUCUUGUUCAACUGUCUAAAAUCAAAUGUCUUCGAGUGCAAUAAAUGUUAAACUGCAAUAAAUAUAAAUGAAUCUCAAUGUGUGCAAAUCCUAUUCAAAAGCGGAGAAAAAAAAUCCCGAGAAGAAAAAUCGAGGAGGGGGGGGAGCCCCCUAAAAAGCAGGUGUUGAGCAGUAAUCUCUUUUCGUGCCCUGUCACUCACCUUCAUUUUCCCUUGUCACUUUGUCGCAUGCAGCCUUCUCACUUCGAGCGCCUUUCUUCAUUUUCAUCACAUUUUCUUCUCGUCUUGCACUCGUAAGACCCCAACCAUGUCCAGAUUUCCCAACCUUCCCCUUGUAGUAAUCCAAAUAAAAGAUGAGUGCAUCGAUGUCAAAUUGCUCUCAAAACACCAUGAAAGAUUGAUUUGCAGCACUUUCCUUUCAGCUGACAUUAUUGCGAAGAGAGCAGAAUAGGGAACCCGCGAGCUUGGAUGGAAUAAAGAUGUUCUCUCUGCUGGAAAAGGGGGAAAACUACCCAUUUACUGCCAGUCCAUCAACCCAGAAAAACUGGAAAAUAAAGAGCCCUGUCUAUUAAAAGAGAGGCCGGUACACAUCUAAACACUGUCACAAUUCUUAAGGCUUUAUAUUAACAUUCAUAAAUAUUUAAGGCAGGGAUGCGAUAGCUGAAUCGCCCAUCGCAUAAAUUGCCACUGCAUUUUUUUGCCUCUCAAAUUCAGUAAUGUUAUUAAUUGGCUGUAUGGCAGGUCUGUGAAGGGAACGGUUGUGUUAAGCCUAUGUCUAUUGGUGUAGACUUUGUAAAGUUCUACUUCCAUGAGUGUAAAAAUUACUGCAAUAUUCCCAUUUUCUCUGUGAUGCAUAAACCUAUUGGCUAUAGGCCUACAUCACUUUACAUAAUCUCUAAAUCAUGUAGGCCUAUAGCCUAGCCUACUCAUUUAGCAAUUAAACCAUUUGUGACCCAAUUGGAGUCGCUGUAAAUUAUGUGGUUUGAUUUGCACUUUAAUCCUACAUUUAGAUGAUGUAUAGAUUAUUUAACUUCUUAAAUUUUCCGUUUAUAUUUGAAAGAAACACAGGCUAAUUAGCGUAAUUACAUAAUGUCGCAUGUACGUUAUGAAUGGUAUGUGAUUGUGCGUCUGCGAUGCAGGUUACAUUUUCUAUAGGCUAUCAAUUCGGCUAUUAAAGGCUAAUAACGACGUGCCAUGCUGAGAAGGUAUUUCGUGUUGUAUAACCUACUAUGUAAUGAUUCUGAACAAAGUUAUGGCCUUUACAAAAAGUAAAUGUUGCGUAAGUGUAAUUGGUCAUAUUCACAGCCAAUGAGGCAAAACGUUUAAUAUCUCAACUCUGAAUUAUUCCAGCUAUUAGCUUGUUUUUCAUGCUAAACUAAGUUUGUCUUUAUUUUGCUGCCUUGUUGGGCUUUUCCCCUGCCCGGAGCAUUUUGGGGCACGCUACUGCUGCUGCUGCAGCGCAAGACGCCGGAGAACUGAGCUUGUUAUUCCUCGGGCAAGGUGGUUGUAUUUCGCACCAGUAGACACCCCGGUUAACAGCCCCCCUCCCCUAACACACAUCUCCCUCCCUCCCCUGCCCCCCUGAGGAUUGGCCACUCAAUAAAGAGCUUGGCUUUUUCUGGUAGAACAAGGCUCCAGAACAUAAGGGAGGGUCAUUAAUAACUAAUUAGAGGGGGUCACACCAGCAGCAUAUAAAGACUACCCGGACUUUGAAAAGGCGAAACAUUUUUAAACUUCAGCCAGCAAAGGAGGACGUGUAUUUGGCAAAUAGCCUAGUCUGAAAUUCUUGUGCAUCUAAGUAUUCGUUUAUUUUUAUUUGUGUGUGUGUUCCCUUUAUUCUCAAUAUAUUUAAAAAGGCAGGUGGACAUCUGAACUUGCGCACAGACUAGCCUACUUAAAUUUCGGCAUUUGUUAGAUAAACCUCACAGAUUUGUGGCACCAUGGGUUCCGUGUUGCCCGCUGAAGCAUUGGUGCUGAAGUCUGGAUUUAAACAACAGAGUUUGUCUCUAUCUGAAAUUAUCACCUCCGACAUCCUGCAUAGUUUUCUCUAUGGUAGAUGGAGGAACGUGCUUGGGGAACACCUUUUGGAGGAGAAGAUAAACGUCAGUCCCAAAACAGCUUUCACCGCAGAGGUCCUUGCGCAAUCAUUCUCAGGGGAGGUUCACAAGCUCUCCAGUCUGGUGUUGCCAAGUGAAGUGAUAAUAGCCCAGAGCUCCAUCCCUGGCGAGGGCCUAGGAAUCUUCUCCAAGACCUGGAUCAAAGCUGGGACAGAGAUGGGGCCUUUUACUGGCCGAGUCAUCUCACCUGAGCACGUGGAUCUCUUCAAGAACAACAACCUCAUGUGGGAGGUGUUCAAUGAGGAUGGUACUGUGCGUUACUUCAUUGAUGCUAGUCAGGAGGAUCACCGCAGCUGGAUGACCUAUAUCAAAUGUGCCCGCAACGAGCAGGAGCAGAACCUGGAGGUGGUUCAGAUUGGCAGCAGUAUCUUCUACAAAGCUAUGGAGACCAUUCCCCCCGACCAGGAGCUGCUAGUGUGGUAUGGAAACUCCCAUAACACAUUCCUGGGGAUUCCCGGAGUUCCAGGAAUGGAGGAUGACCAGCAGAAAAAGAGCAAAACCGAUGAGUUUCAUAUUUGCGACGGCUCCACCUCCUCGUCCUCUGCCCUGCCCACCACCGCUAGCCGGAUGCGCUGCGUCAUCUGCCACCGGGGCUUCAACUCGCGCAGCAACCUGCGUUCCCACAUGCGCAUCCACACCCUGGACAAGCCCUUCGUGUGUCGCUUUUGCAAUCGGCGCUUCAGCCAGUCGUCCACCCUGCGCAACCACGUGCGCCUGCACACUGGCGAGCGGCCAUACAAGUGCCACGUGUGCCAGAGUGCCUACUCUCAGUUGGCAGGACUGCGGGCGCACCAGAAGAGCGCCAGACACCGGCCCGGUGGUGCAGGGGGAGUGGUGGUAGGCCUCCACCAGGCACACUCCCCCCCACCCCCCCAGAUGACAACAGUGCCCCACCCAGCCUCUCUGGUGCACCACAUCUCCACCAUGGUGCUGUGAGGGAAAGCCUUGUACAUUCACUGUACAUUCAUUCCAAUAGGCACAUCCCCUCGACAGUGAUGAUCGUACUGCAAAAUGUGAUGCUUUUCUACAAGUCUGCACUUCCUUGCACAUAUUUGAUGUAAAUGAACUGGCUGUGGUGGUGUCAAUGUUAGAGCUACCGGCAAAUUGACUUUCUGAUCACUUAUAUAAUAGUUUGGCCCUCACAAUGUCUCUGGUGCAAUGCACUAUGUAGGAGGAAGGUGAUCUAGGUACUGGCAUUCUGUUAACUUAUUGUCAAAUAUGCAACUAGACCUGAUGUUUUCACUGUGACCGUUCUUGUGAGAUGAAGUUUUUUUAAUAUAUAUAUAUAUAUAUAUAUAUAUAUAUAUAUAUAUAUAUAUAUAUAUAUUUGGGUCCAUAAUAUACAGUACUGUAUGUAGUGUAUUGAUUGGUCAUGCCAGGUACCGUCAUACUGAUAACAUAUAGAAAUCCAUUGAUUUUAUAUAUAUACUUUUUUUCUUUUUUAACCUUUAUUUAACUAGGCAAGUCAGUUAAGAACAAAUUCUUAUU
Molecule: messenger RNA, 4360 nt
Organism: Coregonus clupeaformis (lake whitefish)
Lineage: Eukaryota; Metazoa; Chordata; Actinopteri; Salmoniformes; Salmonidae
Gene: prdm12b
Product: PR domain containing 12b
Exons: 5
Coding region: 2696-3808 (370 amino acids)
Biological process (GO): neurogenesis
Cellular component (GO): nucleus
Molecular function (GO): histone methyltransferase binding
Source: RefSeq, a predicted model, not a curated record